UAUCAAAUAAUUAUAUAACAUAUAUUUGAAAUGAUAAAAAUUGGACUAAUUGGGUUGGUCAAGGUUGAACCAUUGAAUAACUUUAAAAUACAUUAUAUUUUAGCCACUAAGAUAUAAAAUAAUAGCAAAAUAUAUAUUAUGCUAGAGAAAAUAACUUGUUUUAGAAUGGCAAACCAAUGAUGUUCAUUUGUUUUACUUGAUGGACAAAUCCCGUGUAGGUCAGACCCAUUCAACUUUUUAUUUUAUGGUUAGCGGUUAGCCAUUAGAUACCAUUCAUUAGUUUAUUGUUAAAUUUUUUAUUUUUAACAAUAAAAAGGAUUAUUAUUUUUGCCUUUUCAUAUAUAUUUUAUCACCACGGAGAAAUAAAAGGGCUUAAAGAAAAAAAUUGACACUCUUGGUCCCGUUUAAAUCCGCAUGUGUACGGUAAGUUGGCCCGUUCCACAGAGGAAAGAGAAAAAAAUUGACACUCCCUAUUAUCCCUUCCUACAAACGCUACUGGAGCAGGGAAUUUGAAAUAGGGGAAGAGUUUUUUCCUCUCGGCUAUUAUAUGUUUUUAAUUUAAAAAGAUACAACAAAUCUACUUAGUGUGAUUGGUUAUGAUCCUUGCUUUUCUAUAAAAUGGUCAUGGUUCGAAUCCCAGUACGUGUCUUUUUUAUUUUUAACAAUAAAAAGGAGUAUUAUUUUUGCUUUUUCAUAUAUAUUUUAUCACCACGGAGAAAUAAAAGAGCUUAAAGAAAAAAAUUGACACUCUUAGACCCGUUUAAAUCCGCAUGUGUACGGUAAGUUGGCCCGUUCCACAGAGGAAAGAGAAAAAAAUUGACACUCCCUAUUCUACCCUUCCUACAAACGCUCCUGGAGCAGGGAAUUUGAAAUAGGGGAAGAGUUUUUUCCUCCCGGCUAUUAUAUGUUUUUAAUUUAAAAAGAUACAACAAAUCUACUUAGUAUGAUUGGUUAUGAUCUUUGCUUUCCUAUAAAAUGGUCAUGGUUCAAAUCCCAGUAUGUGUCUUUUUAAUGAACAAAAAAAAGUUAUUGUGAAGACCAAAAUGUCCUUCCUACUUUCACUCUCGUUGCAGGAAAUUUGAAAUGGGGAAGCUGUUUUCCCCUUCGGCGUAUUAUAUGUAUAGUAGAUGUGGAAUUGAGGUAAAAAGUAGUUGUAAUGGCGAACGAUGAAUGGGGACGGAUCGGUGGAGGUGCCGAAAUCUGAUAACGACUCCAACGACUUGGGCACAAAUUGGGUUGGAGGCGGUUUUCCAACAACAACGACAACAACUAGUAGGUGUUUGCUUCUUACCAACCUUGGAUUCGUCGGUCGAACUCCCAAGUGUUCCUCUUCUGCACUUGUACUUGGUCUUCGGCCGAUCGAGUUGAAGGAGAAAACAACAAGGGGUUUCAAUAUUAUUGUUAAUGAUUGUCACCCAAAGUUUGAUUCUUCUCCAAAUUGGGACGGCUGCUGUUUUGACGCUAAACUUAAUUCUUUAAUUUUUUUUGGGUGCGUGCAUGGCGGAGGAGAUUCUAAUAAGAAUGAAGGUGCAAGCUUCUACUAAUUAAUUUCCACCUGACUAUCGUUUCCCUCAUGACUUCUUCCAGUCGGACAAGUUGUCGAACACAUCACCCAACCAAUAUACUUAUUCUGCACCAAUCUGUGGUAGCGUCGGGUUAGAAGCCAGGUUUCUGCUAAAUUCAGGUACCUUGGCGGCAAAGCAGAGUAAGAAGAAGAAGAAGAAGGGGAUUAUGGCGAUCGGUGGCGGUGAAGUUGGCAGAUUCAGUAUUUGUUUGUGGUGAGUAGAUCUUCGAUUAGUGAAGAUGCUUCCAUUGUUUAUUUGGCUUAGAUAUAGCAGAAAUAGUGCCCUCGAAAAAAGCGGACCUUUUAUUAAUAAAGGGUUACUGUUCAUUAACACUAAUUUUCUUAAUUCCCUGCGGCCAAUCUUACUAUACCGCGUGUAAAUCUCUAGCGGCUACCCGAGCAUCUUUCAUGUUUGUUCGUACCUUUCUUCUCCCUUCCCAACAAUAGCACAUGCACCAAAACAGCCAUCAAUAUACCCUUCUUCCACAACCCUAUCUCCAUUUUAGCAAGAGAAGAAUUAGAUGAGAUGCUGAUUUUGGAUUAUACUGCAUGCAAUUACUUAACACCUCCCCGCCAUUGUUUUUUUUUUAGGGCAACUCAUCUAUUAUAUAUCUUUUAUUCGUGAUUGAGAUGAGAGGGAGCGCUCACCUAUUCUCUUCUUUUCUGCAAAAGAGAUCCAAUUCGCUCAAUGGAUUUAUAAUAGAGGUUUGUGAGUCUAACAGAAUAAAUUCAUUCGGAUAUUGAGAAUGGAAGUUAUAUACAUAUAGCCAUAUAGGAGCUAUGUGGUAUUGCUAUCUUUCCAAGUGUCAUUACGGGAGCCACGUGGCAUACAAUGGAGCAAGUUAUCCUUGGGUAGUUUAGUUAAUGAAUGAGAUUGGAAGACUACAAAUAUAAAAUAAAUUAUCACGAACAUAUUAUGCUUUCAUGUACAUUUUCAUUCCAAAUUAUGAAAGAUUAAUAUAUAUUACGUUUUCAGGUGUCAUAGGCAAACUUCUAUAUACUUUUUUUCAUUCUAUAUAGAGAAAAUAUUUAUGUAUUACAAAUACAUUAUUUAAUUUUUUAAUUAGCUAAAUUUCCUUUACGGUUACCUGAAAUAUUCGCAAUUUCAUCAAAUUUACAUUAUACAAAAGUUCCGUAAGAUAAGUUUAAUUUUUAUUCAUAUGCCCAUUUUAUCAUAAAUACUUUCUCUCAUAUAAUCAGCUAUUUCGGUAAUUUUUUUUUUCAUCUCCAUCGCCCUAUUUCACUAUUAGCUAUUUCUCCCCUAUAAUAAACUAUGUAUGCACUUUUUUAAUUCACAUUAUGAAAAGUUCAGUAAUUAAAUUUUUUUAUGUAAAACUUAUUAUUAACUACAAUUUUCAUCAUCUCAUCAAUUAUUAUUAUGGAAAAGCUCUGUAAUGUAAGUUUACGUUAACAUAGUGGUUUAAUUAAGUGUAAUGCGUUCCCUACUUGAUUUUAUUAUUAGAUCAUACAUUGCAAAAUAUUUAUAUAACAAAUAUGUUAGAUAAAGCUUACAAAAGAUAAUUAUUCCUUAUGUAUCAAUUAAGUAGAACAUAUUACAUAAGACUUUCGUAAUAGUAAAGAAACAAUAUAAAGCUUAUCGAGGGUCAUAAUUUGUUAUCUAUCUAAUAUGUAAGUCUUUCGUUUUAUAUAAAUUUGAAUGAAAUUUCUACAUUUUA
Messenger RNA from Linum trigynum, 3240 nucleotides. Lineage: Eukaryota; Viridiplantae; Streptophyta; Magnoliopsida; Malpighiales; Linaceae. The record is from the annotation of a GenBank genome assembly.